UUUUCCUAUUACUGUGUUAUCUCCAUAUGGCAAUAUUUACAACCUUCAUUCCAGUUUGUCCAAACGAGUGUUUAUGUUUAUCACAAACACAGGUUCUGUGUAAUUCUGGUGGGCUUGUCGAGAUCCCUCUAAAGGACUUUCCUGCCACAGUGGAACAUUUAUCAUUGACAAGAAAUAACUUUCCAGUGAUACGAAGUGACUCUUUCUCGGGUCUGCGCCAUUUAAGGAAACUGUCUUUGGACGGAAACAACAUAUCUCUUAUAAAACCCUUCGCAUUUAGGGGUUUACCCAGGCUUCGAGACCUCUCAAUCCAACACACACCACUGAAAACCGUCUCGCCCUUCGCAUUCGCCGGCCUCCAAAACAUCACCAGCAUUUACCUCAGCUACAACAAAAUCAAAACGGUAGAAGGCUACGCUUUUGCCGGCACCACCAACCUCAAAUUACUAGUCCUAACCCAUAACCCUCUAACUGUUUUAGAAUCGAACGCCUUCACCGGCAUUACCGAAGUCGACCGGAUCGUCCUACCUUCAGGCAUCAAAGUCCUCGAACCGGACUGCUUCAACGGCCUGGAUACGCUAGGACACAUGCAACUAGCCUUUAUGGACCUCCGCAGCUUGAAACGAGGCAUUUUCCGUGGCCUUACCAACGUCAAAUACCUGUCAAUUCAAGAAUCCGACUUGGGAAACAUCGACGGCGAUGCCUUCGACGAUAUGACCUACAUCAAAUCGCUUAACUUUUUGAACAACAAAAUCGACUCGAUCCAGUGGUUGAACUGGACCUGGGAACAGCACAUUGGGCACGUUAGAUUCCAGGGAAACCACAUCCUGGAAAUUCCUAGUCCAGAUUCACUUUUAGUUGAAGUGGAAAGACUGACUGUGAUAUCUAAUCAUUUCCCUUGCGACUGUCAUAUUCACUCUUUGCUAGGCGGUCCUCUGGCGAACGGUAGUAUAUUAAAUUUCAUUUCGAAAAAUUACUGUAUAUCGCCUUUGGAGGUGAACGGUAUGUAUAUGAACAAUAUUGAUAUAGAAUCGAUAGGACGUUGUGAAGAAGUAACGAAAGAAAACCUAGAAGCCGCUCCCGAUUCUAGGAACGUAGCGGGACGUUUAGACAAUUUGUGCAAUUACUUAAAUCUGCUGUUAUAUAUUCUAAAGUUGCUAAAGAUAACGUAGGCUUCGCCCUCUUGUUGUUGUGUACAUAAGAACCAAAGUAUAGCGUUUACGAAAUUGUGAUAUUUUUUAUUAUUAAUUAUAUAUAGAUUAUAAUC
Molecule: messenger RNA, 1267 nt
Organism: Sitophilus oryzae (rice weevil)
Lineage: Eukaryota; Metazoa; Arthropoda; Insecta; Coleoptera; Curculionidae
Product: chondroadherin
Exons: 3
Coding region: 27-1172 (381 amino acids)
Cellular component (GO): plasma membrane
Molecular function (GO): protein binding
Source: RefSeq, a predicted model, not a curated record